This is a messenger RNA of Coprinopsis cinerea okayama7#130, 1800 nucleotides long. Its product is annotated as ATP-dependent rRNA helicase RRP3. Bases 1 to 1800 code for a protein of 599 amino acids. Gene Ontology annotation, molecular function: ATP binding; RNA helicase activity; nucleic acid binding. NCBI's taxonomy places the organism in Eukaryota, Fungi, Basidiomycota, Agaricomycetes, Agaricales, Psathyrellaceae. The record is from RefSeq and is a predicted model, not a curated record. The transcript has 7 exons.
AUGGCCACCAGGACGAAGAAGCGACAUUUAACAACUGACGACCUGUUGCGACUCCAAGAAGAGCCGUCCCUAAAAAGAAUCAAAACAACGUCUUUCACAACCACUCGACAAACCGAUCAAUAUUCAGACCUGGAAGCAACUUCAUCAGACGACGACGCAGAGACGGGUAACAGCAAGAAGGGAGAAAAGGCAUUGCAGCGAGAUGAAGAGUCUGACGAUGAAGAAGCUGAAACUUCAGAUUCAGACGAAGAAGAUUCGCCGUCUUCGUCAGAAAACGGCGAAUCAAUACCUGUUGUAGAUCGCUUUGGGUCUGCUGGGAAACUAUCGAGGAGCGGGGCUCAGAGCUCGGAGGAAGUCAAGAGACUCUCUGCAGUCACCUCGUUUUCUUCUCUCGGUGUAUCAAACGUGCUUCAGACGGCGCUUUCAUCCAUGUCAAUUACUUCACCCACCGAAGUGCAAGCAGCUUGCAUUCCUCCAAUACUAGCUGGCAAUGCGAAGACUGGCUCGGGAAAAACAAUUGCAUUCGCACUCCCUAUAUUGCAAAAGCUUCUCGUUGAUCCCUACGGAAUCUUUGCUCUGGUUUUGACACCGACCAGAGAACUCGCAUUUCAAAUUGCCGAACAAUUCGCUGUUUUGGGAGGGUCUGUCAACGUUCGAACAUCUGUGAUAGUUGGCGGAAUGGACAUGGUGUCGCAAGCACUUGAACUUGACCAGCGGCCACAUAUCAUUAUCGCCACACCGGGUCGGAUUGUCGACCAUUUGAAGAGCACAAAGGGGAAUUGGGAUUUGUCGAGAAUUAAAUUCUUGGUGCUAGAUGAGGCUGAUCGGCUCCUCACCGAAACUUUCACCCCCGAAUUGUCUUACCUCUUCAACGUCCUUCCAAAAAACCGCCAAACCUGUCUUUUUACUGCAACCAUGACACUAUCCAUCGAAAACUUGGCCGAUGCUCCCCCUCGGCCGGGUAAAUCCAAGCCAUUUGUCCACAGAGUAAAAGAAGCUGACCCAAGUAUCGAGACAGUGUCCACCUUGAAGCAACACUACAUUCUCGUUCCCUCGCAUGUGCGAGAAGUCUAUCUGUUCCGAAUACUCUGUCACCCACCAGAAUCCACGAUCCACCUUCGCCGCGCCCCGCCAGAACCUGCAAAGAAUCUACAAAAGCCAAAAGUGGGCAAGGCGAAGAAGUCUAAAUCACGGACAGCCGAGGAAGAAAUAGAGCAACCGCCGCCAACAAUCAUCUUUUGCGGCAGAGCCAGUACAGCAGCUUACCUCACGGCCCUGUUAAAGGCACUCGGUAUUCGCAGUACCGCUCUCCAUUCACGACUAACGCAACGGGAGCGGCUAUCCUCACUCUCGCUCUUCCGAGCCUCCGUGGUACCUGUGUUGGUGUCAACGGAUGUGGCAGCUCGAGGUUUGGACAUUGAGGAUGUCGCGAUGGUAGUGAAUUGGGAUUUGCCUGCAGAACCAGAGGAGUACACCCAUCGAGUGGGAAGAACUGCCCGUGCGGGGAAAGGUGGAGUGGCCAUCAGUUUUGUGACGGAAAGGGACGAAGAACGAGUGUUGCGGAUUGAGCAGAGAAUCAAAACCAGAUUGGAGGAGAUGGAUCUACCGGAAGAGAAGGUUUUGGAGAAACUGAACACUGUCUCCACUGCAAAGAGAUUGGCGAAGAUGGAACUUCACGAUUCCGACUUUGGAAAGAGGGAAGAGAUCUAUAAAAUCAAGAAUGCCAAGCGAGGGCGGAAGGAAACAGACGCUGGGUCCACGGAGAGUCUAGAUGCCGCAGAGCAAAUCCCAACCCGAUAG